AUGAAUGAAGCGACAUCCACCACCGAGAAUGUGGACGACCGCUUCGCAGAGAUCUCGCCGGAACUUCUUCAAGGAAUUCCGCUGCACGUUUGCUUCCAUCGUGGACGCAGCUUGUGGAAUCGUUUAGGCGGAACUCGUUCAGGUGUUACACAGACGACCCGCCGCUAUUCCUACUUCCUCAGUCAUGCCUGGGCAGCUUCGUCCUGGUCGAAAUACCUCGCUCUCUUAGUUCAUUUCAAUGGUGUGCCCGCAGCAAUGGCUGCUUUCCUCACGGGGCUAAUCCUGGGAACAUUGACCUCUCUUGAAAUCAUGCCUUUCGCCAGCUGGAUGCCGAUACUCGCACACUUCGUGCCAGCAUCAGUACUGUUCCUUUGGCAAGAUCUCCGAAGAAUUCUUUGCAGCGAGCCCAUGGUCUUCCUCGACUGCGCGUGCAUACCUCAAGACGAUGAUGCCGUGAAGGCAAAAUGUGUCCGGGGACUCUCCUCCUUCCUUGGCCGAUCGGAUAAGUUGGUAGUCUUGUGGUCGCCCGAUUUCGUUCGUCGCCUCUGGUGCACAUAUGAAGUGGCCUUCUUCUUGAAGCAGAACCAGGCAGAUCAUAUUCUCUUCAUCCCACUUCAAGUGCCAACCCUGUGGUUUCUCAUCUAUCUCGUAGUCUGGAUUACUCGGACGACUUUAUACAUCGCAGACAUCUCUGGGCUCUACGGCGACUCUAUCGUCGGCUAUCUGGGGAUUGUUGGUGGA
Symbiodinium necroappetens is the source of this 741-nucleotide messenger RNA. The record is from the annotation of a GenBank genome assembly. Lineage: Eukaryota; Dinophyceae; Suessiales; Symbiodiniaceae.